Messenger RNA from Cyprinus carpio (common carp), 664 nucleotides. Its product is annotated as ABC-type oligopeptide transporter ABCB9-like. The transcript is spliced from 3 exons. The record is from RefSeq and is a predicted model, not a curated record. The coding region runs from base 1 to 480 and encodes 159 amino acids. NCBI's taxonomy places the organism in Eukaryota, Metazoa, Chordata, Actinopteri, Cypriniformes, Cyprinidae.
AUGCAAAGAACAUAUACUGUAAAUAAUCUCUCUCAGAUAGUGAUGGUGGGUCAGGAGCCUGUACUUUUCUCCGGCACCGUACGAGACAACAUUGCCUAUGGUCUGCCAGGCUGCUCAAUGGAGAGAGUAAAGGAGGCUGCCAGCAAAGCCAAUGCCCAUGCCUUAAUCUCCAAACUAGAAAAUGGCUACGAAACAGAUGUGGGAGAGCGUGGUAAUCUGCUCUCAGGAGGUCAGAAGCAGCGCAUCGCUAUCGCCAGAGCUCUGAUCAGACAACUGCAGGUGCUCAUACUGGAUGAAGUGACCAGCUCUUUAGACACUGAAAGUGAACAAAUGGUUCAACAGGCCCUGGCCUGCUGCCCCACUCAGACCUUCCUUGUGAUUGCUCAUAGGCUGAAGACCAUCGAGAGGGCGGAUCAGAUCAUGGUGAUUGACAGCGGCGAGGUGGUGGAGCUCGGUACACAUCAGGAACUGAUUCCCUGAUUAGUUCCCAUAGUUCCAUCAUUAGUGUCUUAUUUGUGUCAGGUGUGUUUACCCAUUAGGCUCGUCUGUGUUUCCUAUUUAAAAGACUGUCCCUGAGUUGCUUUCGCUGUUCAGUCACUGUUAUGUUAUGCUUCGUUCAAUGCCUGUACUCCUGUGUUUGGAUUAAAGUUUGAAUCGUAUUGGA